This is a messenger RNA of Hirsutella rhossiliensis, 1023 nucleotides long. RefSeq names its product ankyrin repeats (3 copies) domain-containing protein. Gene Ontology annotation, molecular function: protein binding. The transcript has 2 exons. Bases 1 to 1023 code for a protein of 340 amino acids. Lineage: Eukaryota; Fungi; Ascomycota; Sordariomycetes; Hypocreales; Ophiocordycipitaceae. The record is from RefSeq and is a predicted model, not a curated record.
AUGCCUCAUCCCCACCCGAAGCCGACCGAGGACGACUGGCUCUGCUACAAGUCUGCCAUCCGUCGCCUGUACCUCGUGGACGAUGUUCCUUUGAGGGGAUUUAUCGGCAAGGUGGGCAACCUUGACCUGACUCAUCUUGGAUGGCUGCUCUCGUACCGAGUUGAUAGCAACACUCGAUACAACGGAAAACCCCCACUCGAGGCCAGCAUAAACAAGAGAUUGCUAGGAUGCACACGAAUGCUACUCAUGGCAGGUGCUAUGGAUCAUGCGAACGGUUUCAUGACGUCACUUGAAGAAGCUUCAAGAGCGGCAGAAGACGUCGGUGUCGAAUGGUCCGAGGACAAAGAGCUCAUCCAACUUAUGCUACGACAUAGCCCCCGAUCUCAUUGCGACAGGGUCCUUGGAGAGGCCAUAGAAACAGGGUCUGUGGAUAUCGUCCAUAGUUUUGUGCGCAGAGGCGCCAAUCUUCUUCGAGUCGUUCCCCCGCUCCUCCGAAAGGGAAAAACCACGGCGCUCGGCCUGGCGGCUUCGGUGAUAUGGGUUCACGAUUCUUGGCCUGGAAAAUACGGGGAAGCAGCAGCUCCAAAGACUGCUCUCAUGCGAUUUAUCCUCCACGCCCUUGUGGCUCAGUACCCGUCGAGGUCCAUUUCAAGUUUUGUCACCCCUAACGUCUUUAUCUCUGCUGCAGAAGCAGGUAACAUGGAUGUCCUCCAGUACCUCUGCACAACCUCACCAAGCAUUGGGGCCAUAAACCAUCAUGGCUUUAAUGCCUUGCACGCCGCGGCUUCUCGGGACGAUGUCGAUGCCUGCGACUUUGUCCUCGGUCAAAAGGUGCCGGUAAAUACGCCGUCAUCAACCCUCUCCGCGCUUCACAUUGCUGCUCUAUGGGGCCAUGACAAGAUCGUCGACUUGCCGAUCCAAAACGGCACCGACCUGGAUGCUGCGGGAAACCUCGAUAUCGACUUGACCGUCAUACCAGGCCGGAGUGUGAAAUUUGACAAUCGGGUCAAGGAGGUCUUAUAA